This is a messenger RNA of Xiphophorus couchianus (Monterrey platyfish), 3949 nucleotides long. Its product is annotated as zinc finger MYM-type protein 1-like. The transcript is spliced from 3 exons. The record is from RefSeq and is a predicted model, not a curated record. Gene Ontology annotation, molecular function: protein dimerization activity. Bases 2102 to 3631 code for a protein of 509 amino acids. NCBI's taxonomy places the organism in Eukaryota, Metazoa, Chordata, Actinopteri, Cyprinodontiformes, Poeciliidae.
UUUACAAUGGUUUACUACUACCAAUAAAAAAACCCCGUUAAAAACAUUUUGUGCUCAGCCAGGAAAUAGUUUCUGGUAGUUGAGUUACUACUAUAAGUUGCGAGCAUCAAGCUAUCAAUGCUACAGCUAUAGACAUACGUAGACGCCGACUUAGUGAGCGAGUCGGCCAGUUCCUAUGAUACGUCACGUCUGCCAGUCAGACUCGUAAUGCACGCAGAAGCAAAAAGUAUUGUAAAGACGCUGACGCUGACGUGUUUCAGUGUGUUUACCACUCACGUCUGCCUGAACAAUGUCGGGAGGAUAAAUACGGGAAGUAAAAAAAAAAGUAUCCAACGUGGUGCAUGUGUUAUCAGACAGAAUGGAUCACGACAUUCCUGAUUAUAUGACCUGCCAAAAUCCUCUGGUCUGUAAUGCUCUUUCUUUCUAACAGCGAUUUCUUAUUAGCUCUCGCAUUAAAUAAAACUAUACAGAAUGAAAAAUGUUAGCUAUACUAAGAAAAUAAAAAUCAGAGUAGUUACUUCUGGCCAAUAUAAUUACAUGGGAAAUAUUUAUUGGCUCAGAAGCUGUCGUUUGGCCACAAAGUCAAGAAAUUCUGUUCAUAAAAUUGUGUUCUUUCUUUCUUACCUGUGAAAGGUAAUGCUAAUGGAGCCAGCUUGUACUAUAAAAUGAGUGAAAAAACUCCACACAAGUUCCCCACUGACAUUUGCUAUUUUUACUAAUUCUUUUCUAAACAUUUUCUAUGAAACGGCAACACUUUGUUAGAGGUUCCGUUUCCCCUAGGAAAGGGCAUGAACUUGUGACAAUUUAAUCUGUUACUCUUUUUGCUUUAUUAUGUUUUCCAUGAAAUGUUUAAUUUAUUUAAAUUCUUAUGUGUUUAGCUUUGUCAUUUUCUUUUAUGUUUUCUUUUAUCUUAUCGCUGAUGUUUAGCACUUUAUUUCAGCUCUGGCUGCUGUUAAAGUGCUUUAUAAAUAAAGUCGAUAAUGAUCAUGAACAAAAACAGGUUAGUCGGUCCAGUAGCUGAGAAGUUUGAAUGCUGAACAUACAGCCACAGUCUGUUUCCCCUGACCUACACACUGGAAGUGGGGAUCUAUUAACACUAAGUAAUAGGAAGUGAUACUUGGCAUAACAUGACUGGCUUGUUUUUUUUCCUAGGGUCAGUUGAGAAUGAAAAGACAGGGAGGCAGGAUAGACAGCUUCUUUAUAAAAAGAAGCAAAUCAGGCACAGAUCAAACAGGGUUCAGCUCUGACAUCAGCAGUCCUGGUAGCUCAUGUCCUGAGAACAGUCACGAGAAAGAAAGUCUGGCAAACACCAAUCCACCAUCACCAGUUCCAUCAAAGGAGGAGUCUGAAAACACAGAAAGCUCUGCGCCUGACCAGGAUGAUGAUGAGCCAGAAGGGGCAAUUGCAGGAGAUACCACUGAUCUCUUCUCAGCAGUGUCCAGCACUCCUUUUGCUUUUCCAAAAGGACCCAGUGAUAUUUCAAAGUCAAAAGAACAGGGCCCUGUUCAGCCAAGUUUGACAAACUUCCCCAGAACUCAGCAUGGAACAAGAAAGAGAACUUUUCACAGCUCCUGGUACAAAGACUAUUCUUGGUUAGAAUAUUCUGUUAUUAAAGACUCCUCCUACUGCUUUGCCUGUAGGCAUUUUUCUUUGCCUAAUGCACCAGAUAGUGUCUUUGCUUCGCAUUCCGGCUUCAGUAAUUGGAAAAAGGCAUUGUCCAAGGAGUCUGGAUUUAAGCUUCACUCAAAGUUAGAGCACCAUGUAAAUGCAAUGUAUGCAUGGAGUCAAUAUAAAAGGGCUAAUGAGGGAAAUACAACCAUGCUAAAUUCUAUAAACACAAACCGGAAAAAAGUGGUGGAAGAAAACCGUUAUUAUAUUAAAACAAUAGCCGAUGUUCUUCUUUUGACUGCAACACAAAAUAUUGCUCAAAGGGGUCAUCGAGAGUCUGGGGACUCUAGAAAUAAGGGAAACUUUUUGGCUAUAUUGGAUGAAAUAGCAAAGCAUGAUCAGUUAGUUAAUUGAAAAAAAGCUUAGAGGAUGUGCCAAUGCAAAAUACACAAGUCAUCAAAUCCAAAAUGAAAUUCUUCAGGGCUUAGCAGAGAUGGUACAGACUGAAAUCAUAAAAGAAGUGAAGGAAUGUGAAGUGUUCAGUGUUAUUGCAGAUGAAACAAAAGACUUGCAAAAAAAGGAACAAAUGUCUUUGGUUGUACGAUAUUAUUACAAUGGUGUCAUCCACGAAAGCUUCCUAUGUUUCCAGGCAGCUGAAAGCCUUAAUGCAGCAGGUCUUAGUGCAAUGAUCAUUAGCUGUCUUGAGAAACAUGGUCUGGACUACAGGAAUAACCUAGUGGGACAGGGUUAUGACGGUGCAUCCGUCAUGAGUGGGAAGCAUUCUGGUGUAUCUGCCAGAAUUCAGAGCAAUGCCAGAUUUGCAUUUUAUGUUCAUUGUAACGCACAUUGCUUGAAUUUAGUCCUUGUUGAUGCUACCAAAGCAGUCCCUGAGGUCGUUGACUUUUUUGCACUUCUACAGCAGCUUCAUAACUUUGUGUCUGGCUCUUAUGUUCAUCUGAGGUGGCUUGACGUACAGAAAGAGUUGUAUCCAGCAGAACAACCCAGGGAGCUCCAGGCACUUUCAGAUACGAGGUGGGCCUGCAGGUAUACGGCAUGCCGUACCAUGAGAGACAGACUUCCAGCAGUUCUGAGAUUGUUGCAGGAUAUUGCACUUGAAAGAAAUGGCGAAAGAACAGUGGAGGCAAGGGGCCUGCUUCUUCAAAUAGAUAUCCAAUUUUUAGGUCUUUUGGUUACCUUUUGUAAAGUGCUUGGUGAUGCCAAAUGUCUUUCCGACAUGCUUCAGUCCAGCACUCUUGACUUAGCAAGAGCUGUAGAUCUAGUAGGUGCUCUUAUAGACACUUUCCAGGACUACAGAAAUGAAAAGUACUUUGAUGAACUAUGGAAAGAGGUUGAGGAACUUGCUGAGAAGAGCAAAAUCAGUGUAAAAAUUGACAGAAGAAAUCCAAGAUUAAGUUCAAAAUUUCUUGACUCACUUGUAAUGAGCACUAUAGGACAGAGAAAAUGUGAUGACGAGGGCUUCCCCAGACCACUCUUUAAUCAGGUGCUUGACUGUCUCAUAGCGGAGUUAAAGAGGCGUUUUUCAAAGAAAAAUUGUGAGAUCAUGCAAGGAGUGCAGUCCCUAAACCCCAAAAGUGCAACUUUCUUGAAUGAGGAGCCUCUGAUUGCUUUUGGACAUAUCUUUGAGUCAGAUUUAGAUGACCUGAAACAUGAAGUGCACCAAAUAAGGCGUUUGCUUGAUCAGAGAAUAAAGAGUGAUUUAGGCACACCUUCUACUUUGCUUGAUUUUAUUCUGUUUCUUGAACCUUAUAAAGAGGUUUUACAUGAAUUAUUCAGACUUUGCAAGAUUGCAGUAGUUAGUCCAGUUAGUACUGCUUCUUGUGAGAGAAGCUUUUCUGCUUUAAAAUUAAUUAAAAGUUACCUAAGGACAACAAUGGCUGAUGCCAGGCUAAGUCACAUUGGAACACUUAGCAUAGAGUCAAGGAGGGCACGGGGCCUCAACAUGGAUGACUUUGUAACAUAUUUUGCUUCAUCUCACAACAACCGAAGGAUUUUACUUUUAUGAGUGCAUGAAGAAGUCUUGUGUUUCUCGUCAUGAUUUGGGUCUUCACCGACUGGUACUUGUACCAAUGAUAGUUUAGGAGUCAGUACAUUUGGUCAUAGCUGCAUUAAGUUCGAAAAUAAAAUGUACAUGUAGCAUCUAUUAAAUAACAGUUUCCAUAACAUACAACCUUCUUUUUUGAGAUAUUGUAAUUGUGAACUGUGUGACACUGCAUUCUCAUUGUAAGUCUUGUCUUGUUACAAUGGUGUCAUUUAGAGGUUAAUGUCCACUUAUGCUUUGUGUGGCAUGCAUUGAUAAUAAACUGCAAAUUACAUGAGCAAA